Sorghum bicolor (sorghum) is the source of this 1778-nucleotide messenger RNA. Its product is annotated as cysteine-rich receptor-like protein kinase 10. Lineage: Eukaryota; Viridiplantae; Streptophyta; Magnoliopsida; Poales; Poaceae. The record is from RefSeq and is a predicted model, not a curated record. The transcript has 6 exons. The coding region runs from base 253 to 1509 and encodes 418 amino acids. Gene Ontology annotation, biological process: protein phosphorylation. Gene Ontology annotation, molecular function: ATP binding; protein kinase activity.
CUUGUGACUUGUUGACAGGACAGGACGCCACCGCGGUCGCGCUCGGCUCACACGGCUCCGCUCGCCUCUCUCCCCGUUCUCACCUCCUUUCCUCCCCACUUCCGUCCCGUACUCCCGUUGCGUGCCCCUCACUUCCACACUUAGCGCUGCCCGUACCCCCAUCAACUCCAUUCCAUCCGUUUUCUUGGAACGGUGCACGCGCCCAGAAGCAUCCGAGAGAGCAGGAUCUAACAAGUCUCUGCUGGUAGAAGCAUGGCUCAUCUUGGUGGCCACCGCCGGCUGUUGGGAACGGCCCCGGCUCCGGCCGGGGACGGGGCGUCCCACGGCUCGAGCUCCAGCCCUGACGCGAUGCGGAUCAUGGUGGGCGUGCUGGUGACGGUCAUCGUCUGCACGCUGCUCUACUGCGUCUACUGCUGGCGGUGGCGGAAGCGCAAUGCCAUCCGGAGAUCCCUGCUGGACAGCCUAUGGCCGCGGUCGAGCUCGGACCUGCCGCUCAUGGACCUCGCCUCCAUCCUCGCUGCCACCGACAACUUCUCCAAGGCCAACAAGCUCGGCGAGGGCGGCUUCGGCCCGGUCUACAGAGGCGUGCUGAGCGGCGGCUCCGAGAUCGCCGUGAAGCGUUUGUCGGCGCGGUCGCGGCAGGGCGCGGCGGAGUUCCGUAACGAGGUGGAGCUGAUCGCCAAGCUGCAGCACCGCAACCUGGUGCGCCUGCUGGGCUGGUGCGCCGAGCGCGACGAGAAGCUACUGGUGUACGAGUACCUCCCCAACCGCAGUCUCGACGCCUUCCUCUUCGAUCGGAGCAAGAGCGCGCAGCUUGGGUGGAGCACCCGGCACAACGUCAUCCUGGGCAUCGCGCGCGGCCUGCUGUACCUCCACGAGGACUCGCUGCUCAAGGUGGUCCACCGGGACCUCAAGGCCAGCAACGUGCUCCUCGACCACAAGAUGAGCCCCAAGAUCUCCGACUUCGGCAUGGCCAAGAUCUUCGAGGACGACUCCGACGGGAUCAACACGGGCCGCGUCGUCGGGACCUACGGGUACAUGGCGCCAGAGUUCGCGUUGGAGGGCGUCUUCUCGGUGAAGUCCGACGUGUUCAGCUUCGGAGUCCUCCUGCUGGAGAUCCUGAGCGGGCAGCGGAACGGCGCCUUGUACCUCGAGGAGCACCAGCAGUCCCUCAUCCAAGAUGGAUGGAAGCUGUGGAGUGAAGAUCGCGCGGGCGAGUUCAUGGACCCGUCGCUGGGGCGAUCCUACUCCAAGGACGAGGCGUGGCGGUGCUACCACGUCGGCCUGCUCUGCGUGCAGGAGAACCCCGACGUCCGGCCGACCAUGUCCAACGUCCUGCUCAUGCUCAUCAGCGACCACAUGAAGCUCCCUGAGCCAGCCAUGCCGCCCCUCUUCACGCGGCUCAGGAACAUCUCCCUGAUGGCGCCGCCACUCACGACGAAAACCGAGUCCACGAUGUCUCCGCUGUCCAUCAACGAUGUCUCCAUCACAAUGAUCGAACCGCGCUGAGCGGCUGAGGUCAUCCAAUCAUCACUUCGAUGACGAGCUAGGUGUUCUAUGUGUCGUUCAUGCAUUUUGUAGUUCUGAAAACGGAGUGACAUGUAUUGAGGAAACUGAGGGAGAGCCUUCAAGUGUAAAUAAGAGUGCAAUCGUUUAGAAUGAGUAACAUGUUAUGCAACUACUCCUAUGUACUAGUACUAGUAGUAAGUUUUUCCAUGCUGUGCACAAGUGUGGGAUUUAACUACUAAAUUCCACCCGGAAAUGCAGGGUUUGGCGUA